Messenger RNA from Ictalurus punctatus (channel catfish), 1720 nucleotides. RefSeq lists its product as uncharacterized. The record is from RefSeq and is a predicted model, not a curated record. The coding region runs from base 562 to 1500 and encodes 312 amino acids. Lineage: Eukaryota; Metazoa; Chordata; Actinopteri; Siluriformes; Ictaluridae. The transcript is spliced from 7 exons.
UUCUUUCAUUCCCAAAUACAACAGCCUAAUCAUGCUAUCAUAACAUGGAGUUAACUUGUGCUUCACUCCAUGUUGCACUAGAGCUGUGUGUCAUCAGCACAUGAAAGGAAAUGUCCACUCUGAAACACAUUUGAGGCAUUUUCAUCUACUUUUGUGAGGAAGUUGCCAGUUGCAGUUUUGUGCGAUGCUGUUGAGAUGUAGAAUUUGGCCCUGAGCCAUGAUAUAGGUAGCUUUAAGGCGUUCCUGUAUGGUUAGGGAAUGUGCAGCAGAAAGGAACCCCCCCCCCAUUACAUGUACCUGCUAGCUACAACAUGCCUGUGCUGCUAAAGCCUAUCGCUAUCUACAUAAAACUUUCAGAUGAUCUUCAGGCAAAGGCUAGGAAAGGAAAAACAGCUUCUUCUGAUACCCAUAAUGGUGAAAGGGAUCAUGUAUGGGUGUGAGACAAUUUUAUGGCCUGAGGCAACAGUAGCACCAUCUGCAGCUUGCUCUUUCGCCCUCCAAAUAAAAAGUGCGAGUGAGUCAAACCCAGAAAAGAGAUAGAGAAGAAAGAAGCACAGGGUGAUGAGGAGGUUUUUCCGAGUGCAGAGAGAUGAAGAUUACGGUCAGAUUCAGUAUCUUACUGCCAAGUGCAACCGUCUGGCACAGGAGAAAGCAGCGUUGGAGAGAGAAUGUGUGUUAUCUAGAGAGAGAGUGCGGGUCCUCCAGGUAGAGUUAGAAACUGUGUGUUUGCAGCUCUGUCAGAAAGAAAACACCAUCCAGGAGCUACUUGGGAAACUCCAACACCAACAGCAUGUUGUGAGUGCAAGUGAUGCGGCUCUGUUGAGUGUUCACUUGGAGUCGAUAAGCACAGAGCUGCAAUACCUACAGUCCACUGAGAAGCAGCUAAUGGGCUUUGUGGAUGAGCUCCACCAGGAGGCCCAGCACGCAACCAAAAAGGCAGAGGGCCUGGAGGCGCAGCUCCACCAAGAAGCCCAGCUCCAUGCCAAGCAUACAAAAAAUCUACAGAAAGAGCUGGAGAGUAAGUCUCAUGACCUGCAGGAGCUAGAGAAGGCCCAUGAUGCAUUGCAGCAGGAGCUAAGUGAGCAAAACAGCACCCAUCAGAAGACAGUGUUGGUACUGCAGUGCGAAAACACAGCCAGCGUAGACAAGCUCAGGGAGAUGGCUGAGCAGGUCGAGUGGUUGUGUGAACAACAACGCAACUGGAUAUGCUGCAUCAAAAGGUUUAAAGACUGCCUGAAUGAUGAGAAGGAGGCCCUGGUUCUGCAGGUGAACAGGUUACAGGAAGAAUUGUUGGAUCUUAGAAAGAACUCAAAAUCUGAGACGAUUGGUGGAGAAGAUAUACAACCCAAAAUUGUGCAUUGCAGCAGAUGGGACGUAGAUGCCAUGUUGGAUCUGCAGGUAGAGGCAGACAAGUGGAAAGAAAGAUACAAGGAACUCUUUAGCAAAUUCUCAUCACACCAGGUGGAUUGUCAUGAGGAUGGAUACCUAAAACCACCAUGAAGUCUGGAGACUGACGUCAUGCACUAGUUGGUGAAUGGUUGCCAUAUGGCAACAGUGUGCAAUGGUGGAAAAUAUCAUUUAGUCAAAAAUAACACAAAAUAUAUGAGAUUACAAUUCUAAAUAUAAGAGAUGUAGAGUUGUAGAUUUUUUUUUUGCCACCUAGUAAGCAUGUAAAAGCUAUAUCUUCUAGAAAAGAAUUACAGUUAUAUAUAUAUAUAUA